This is a messenger RNA of Rhizophagus irregularis DAOM 181602=DAOM 197198, 432 nucleotides long. Lineage: Eukaryota; Fungi; Glomeromycota; Glomeromycetes; Glomerales; Glomeraceae. The record is from RefSeq and is a predicted model, not a curated record.
AUGCAAAAACAACCUAUUAUUACAUCUGAUUAUCAUAAUGCAGUACCAUACUUGUGCUCUAUUAAAGAUUAUCGAGAAGAAAGUUUAUCAUUUUUAGAACAGAAAAUUGCUUAUGGGAAAUUGCAUAAUGCGUAUAAAAAAGCAUUAAAAAAGGCAUUACAGACAGAUUUUAAUUCACAAAAUCUUAUUAAUUUACUUGAAGAAUUUGCUGAGAAUGAUAAUAUUGAUGAGCAGUCAGAAUCUGAUGAAUAUGAGGAUGAUAUCAAUGAUAAAGAAAAUGUUAAUCCGACGUUGUUGAAAAAUCCAAAACCUCAUCGUGGAAAAGGUCGGCCAAUGGGAACAAAAAGAAUCAAAUCAGCUCAUGAAAUUCCGAAUCAAAGAACAAAGCAUCAACGUCGAUGUAAAAAGUGCGGAAACAUUGGUCAUUAUUAA